ACGUAGGAGAAUCCACGGUGCCCACUGCCGUAGGCAAUAACGAGAUGCUCGAGUAUAUAUGGGACACUGGUAGCCAUCAACCGGCACACUCUCAGUCGCUCCGACUCGGGAACCAGGGCAUCAGCGGAGAUAGCAGACUUUACUUCUUAGGCUAACUCGCUUUGGGCUUUGGUUCAGGAUGGAAACCUCUUCGAUUUCUCGGAGCCGACGAUGCUCCAUCAUGCGCAACUGCAAAAGCGGUCUCUCCCUCUGGCUGGUGGUGUGGCUGGUCCUCGGCAAGCCAAGUCCGGCAUCGGCGUGCCCGCAUUCGUGCGUGUGCUACCCGACUCCCAUGACUGUGAGCUGCCAGGCGCAGAACUUCACCGCCGUCCCUGUCGGAGUGCCCUACGACUCGCAGCGCGUUUUUCUCCAGAACAACAGGAUCACGGAGCUUAGAGUUGGCUCUUUUGGCUUCGGGACUCAGGUUCUGUGGCUGUUCUCCAACAACAUCACGUGGAUUGAGGCUGGGGCCUUCAGUGAGCUGAGGGACUUGGAGGAGUUGGACCUGGGAGACAAUCCCAACCUCCACAGGCUGGAGGGGGGAGCCUUCCGUGGCCUAGAGAAGCUCCAGAGCCUCCACAUGCACCGCUGCCGGCUCACUGCCCUGCCCCAUGACAUCUUCCACAAGCUGUACAGCCUGCAAUUUCUCUACUUACAGGAGAAUAAUCUUCACUUCCUGCAGGACGACAUCUUUUCUGACCUCAUCAACCUGAGCCAGCUUUUCCUGCAUGGCAACCGUAUCCGCACUCUCUCAGAGAAUGUGUUCCGCGGUCUGGUCAACCUCGACCGCCUUCUCCUCCACGACAACCGCAUCAGACAGGUGAACCGACGGGCCUUCCGUGACCUUGGUCGCCUCACCAUGCUUUUCCUCUUCAACAACUCCCUGGCUGAGCUGCCCAGUCAGACCCUGAGGGACACGCAGGGCAUUGAGUUUCUCCGCCUCAAUGCCAACCCGUGGUCCUGCGGUUGUGAGUCCCGCGCCCUGUGGGAAUGGUUCCGUGAGGCCCGCGUCUCAUCAUCCGAGGUGAUCUGUGCUUCCCCUUCCACCCGCCGUGGCCAGGACCUCCGCUUCCUCCGUGAGAUGGACUUCGCCCUCUGCCCCCUGCCCGACCCUGGCUCCAUCGCCGGCUCCACCACCACCACCUUCAGCACCAAAACCCGCUGGUGGUUCCACAAGAAUAAGCCUCAGUCGUCUACGAAAGGUGUCUUUGAGAAGGCUUCAGAGACUGUCAAGGCAGGUUUGUACGGAAAAGGCCCAUCCACGACCACCUCAGUAGUCAAGUACGAGUUAGGGGAGGAAGAGCUGGCUCUGCCCAAACUCGACCCAGAAGAGUACUGGGCAAACUACGGCAACGAGGACUCAGGUGUCACCGUGAGAUGCUUUGAGCUUGAAUGUCCGCCUGAGUUCGACCUGCCUCCAGGCUCAUCCUCCCCCUCAUCCUCCACACCCUCUUUCCUCUCACUACUAGCCCUUUCUGUUUUCAGCCUCUGCCUCAACCUCCACCUGCUAUUCGGCUGAAUCUGACUCUUAGCACCACACCCCUCCCUUACACCUUCCAGCCUGUUUUAUAGGCUGUGAGGAUCCCUGUUAGACUCUCUACACCCUCUUUGCCCGCUUUGCUGUAAGCCAAUCCUCAAGGCACAGCAAGGGAGAUAGGGGGAUGGUAAGAUUCUGAAUCUACCAAAUACAGGGCUUAACACUUUUCAGGGCUGCUAAGAGUUCUUCAGCUAAAGUCAUAUACAUCUACAAUACUCUACAGGUAUGGCUUUCUGUGUCGCACCUGUAUGAUGUCACAAUUCCCUGCAAUCAGGGCUACGAGGGCUAAGUCCAUCGCUAAUAAUCAGCGCAAUUUCAUAGCAGUUGUGAAUGAUGUUGUCAAUUUUGUCAUCUCAACUUAGUUUAAACUACUAGUGCUAUUAGUGCAUCCAAUUAACUGGCUGCUACAAAUACUAUGAUUACUGUUAGAAUCAGUGCACAGUAAUGACAAUACUGUAACCACUUAAAGUGUCAUGUAUAUAGGUAUGUAUUUUCUGUGAGUGUUUAAACUGAUAUCUGUGGUUCAGCACAAUCACGUUCAUCUUCAUCCAGGGAAUACUUUGAAGGCUAGUGCUUCUACAGGACAGAGCACGAUGCGCAGUGAGUUCACUGUGAGAGAGAGAGCGAGUGAAAGAGAGAGAGGAGAGACGAAUAUAUACCGUGAAGCUGUGAGGAAGGGAAAAGAAAAGAAAGAGAGAGAGAGGAACGCAGGAACGGCGACCGAGAAGGAAGGGUGAAAGAGAAAGUGUCAGGGACGGGAGGGGAGGGGGAGAUCGCAGGAUAGGAAGAGGAAGAGAGGAGAAGAGAAGGAAAGAGGGAGGAGGGACAGUGUUCAUGCAGCAAUAAGAAAAGGAGCGGCGACAAUACAGCGAGAUGGUGCUGGCGGUAGAAGCAGCAACAUGGCGGAGAAAAGUAAUAAAUCCACUCAUCAGUAGUUGUUCCAUCCAUCAUUCUCUGUAAAUAUGGUGUCGUUUACGACAACAACAGGGAAAGAAUGCUUCCUGUCAGGAAGCCAGAGAUUUUAGUUUUUGGAUGUCUUUCUGUGACAUAUUGAUAUAAUGUGUAAAGAUUGUUGACUUGGAUGCAGAUGAAGAUCUUGAUAUAAAAUGAUACACACUGAAUAUUUCCUGAAUCAUGCUGUUUAUUAUGCUUUUAUUUGGGGGCAACAUUUGCAGAAUUUCCUAAAAAAAAAAAAAAAGCACUCAGGGUCA
Messenger RNA from Larimichthys crocea (large yellow croaker), 2787 nucleotides. It is a transcript of the gene rtn4rl2a, whose product is annotated as reticulon 4 receptor-like 2 a. Bases 179 to 1558 code for a protein of 459 amino acids. The record is from RefSeq and is a predicted model, not a curated record. Lineage: Eukaryota; Metazoa; Chordata; Actinopteri; Sciaenidae. The transcript has 4 exons. Gene Ontology annotation, cellular component: plasma membrane. Gene Ontology annotation, molecular function: protein binding.